This is a messenger RNA of Cucurbita moschata (crookneck pumpkin), 929 nucleotides long. Its product is annotated as NDR1/HIN1-like protein 10. Gene Ontology annotation, biological process: defense response to other organism. The record is from RefSeq and is a predicted model, not a curated record. Bases 155 to 727 code for a protein of 190 amino acids. Lineage: Eukaryota; Viridiplantae; Streptophyta; Magnoliopsida; Cucurbitales; Cucurbitaceae. The transcript has a single exon.
CUUGGGAUUGAGUUUUUAAUCUCCUCCAUGAGCUGGUGUCCCAAAAAGUCAACCCAAAACCAAGAUUUAUCAACAACACACAAAUAUCAAUAUCUUCCAUUCCAAAUCCUAUUUCUUCCUCCUCCAAACUAAUAUCCCAAAUCAAUCCUGUAGAAUGGCAAGCUUAUGGUGCCUCUUGAUCUGCGUUAUUGUGGCGCUUGGUGCAACCUUUGGGUUCUCCAUCUUCAUCUUAUGGCUCGUUUUCAUAACCCACAAGAUCAAAUUCUAUGUCACAGACGCCACACUCACCCAAUUCAACUUCACAAACAACACCCAACUCCAUUACAACCUUGCUCUUUACUUCACUCUCACAAACCCCAACGACCAAGUCGGAAUCUUUUACGACACCAUCGAAGCAACCGCGAUGUAUAAACAUCAAAACUUUGACACCAGGUUUCUUACCCCUUUCUACCAAAGCCCAAAAGCCACCAGCUUGAUUAGAGCAAGAUUUGAAGGCCAGCACCUGGUGCCAAUCCCCAACCACAAGGUCUCCGAGUUCAAUUCUGAAAAACUUGCCGGCGCUUACGCCAUUGAUCUCAAAUUUCGGCUCUCCACAAGGUUGAAAUUUGGGGUUUUUAAAAUCGUUCGAGAAAAGCUUAAAGUAAGCUGUGGAUUCAAGGUUGCGUUGAGUUUUAAUGGGAGAUCCAUUCCUUGGUUUCAGAUCAUUGCCUGCCAUGUCGAUUAUUGAGCUCUAUUCCUAAAAUUCAUCUCAAGCGGUGCCGUUUUGGUUUGAUUUUGUAUUUGGUUAGUUGGAUGUCAUAUUCUUGACCAUGUCUAUAUUCAUAUCAAAAUAUAUCAAUUUCAAACAAAAAUCACUAAUGUGAUAAUGUAAUUUAUAAUUCUUUCAAUAUUUAUAUCAUAACUAAUAUUAUUUUUAACAAUAUCCAUCA